CAAGGUUGACCCGUUCAGUCAUAACCCUUUUUUCCUUUUUUUUUACAUUUCAUCUUUCAUUUUUUUUUUGAAUGAAUAUUUUUUGUUUUUCAAUGUCAUUCUUUAUGGCUGAUUUUAAAUAUAUAUGUUUAUAAUUUGUUUUAGUUUGAUUUUUAUAAGGUUGCUACAGUUUCAUAAUAUUUUAUUAGUAUUUAAUUUUAUGAGUAUCAAUUUUUAUUAUUAUAAUAUUGAAUAAAAGAUAAUUUGAAAAGAAAAAUCAAAUUUGUUAAACUCAAUGAAAUUCAUGAUACAAGUAUUAAACCGAAUGAAUAUUCUCUCAAUAUUAAAAUAAAAAAGACAUUCAUUUUAUUUUAUUUUAAAACCAAACUAUAUUUUAUACUAAUCACUUAUAUUUUUGUUUUAUAAUGUUAAGCUAUUGAAUCAUAUCAAAAUAAAUCUCAUAUAAAUUAAUUUUAAAUUGAAUGUGUUUGUUUUUGAGGUAAUUUUUGUGGUUGUGGUUUGAAAAAAAUAAAUUUUAAAAAAGUAUGGUUAGCUGGAUUUAGAUACGUGUUUGGUAAAAAUUAUGGUUGAAAUUUAUGUACAGUAAAAAACAUAUAUAAAAUGUUUGGUAAUUGUAUUUGAAAAUGUGGUUAUAAUUGUUUUUUGAAGUGUUUUUUACUUGAAAAUAUAUCAAAAUAAUAUUUUUUUAUUUUUUAAAAAUUAUUUUUGAUACCCACGUAUAAAAUGAUUUGAAAACACAAAAAAAUAUUAAUAUAAAGUAAAAAAAAUUAAAAAAAUUAAUUUUUUUUUAAAAAACUUUGAAAACGAAAAAAUAACAGAAUUUAAGGAAUUUUAAACUAACAAAAAAGCCAGCGGACAACAUACGCAGCCUUCGUGGAAACUUUUAAACUUUUUGAUCCUACCGGUGUUAACUGUCAAUUAACUAUGACCCCAAUCCUUCGUUGCUAAGUUUUCUCCCUCUCUAUAAUUUACAUUUCCUUUGCUUCUUAAUCACCUUCUUGUAUAAACUCUCUUCAAUUUUGUUUCCUUUCUCUUCUCCAAAAUCAUGGGCCAAAGUCUUGAUUCAAUGACGCAAAAACAAUCCAAAGACGAACUUCUGUAUCAGCUGGCUAUUGCCGGAAAUGUGGACGCCGUUAAAGCUCUUUGUAGUGAAGGGGCUAUCCUUGAGUGGAUUGACAGAGAUGGAAAGACCCCUCUUAUAGUGGCUUGUAUGGAUUCUGGAUUGUAUAAUGUCGCCAAAGUUUUGAUUGAAAUGGGAGCCAAUGUCAAUGCUUAUCGUCCAGGGCGUCAUGCGGGUACCCCUUUACAUCAUGCGGUGAAAAGAGGCCUGGAGCAGACUGUUAAGUUACUUCUCUCAAGUGGAGCGAAUGCUUUAGUGAGAAAUGAUGAUUGUCAAACUGCACUUGAUGUUGCUAGAAUAAAGGGGAAUAUAAAUAUUGUGCGCACUAUUGAGAGUCACAUUUGCUAUUUCACUGGCUGGCUGCGGGAGUUUUAUGGUCCAGGAUUUCUCAGAGCAUUCGCUCCUCAAUUUUUAUCAAGAAAAAUCUGGGCUGCUGUUAUACCACAAGGUUCCAGCAAUCCCAUGACGCCCAAGAAGCUGGAGCUUGUGAUAUAUCCUUCUUCCCAGGAUGUACAACCUCGUACAGUUAUUGCUCUUUGGAAUGCUGAAAUUGAGGAACCUAACUUCAAUAGACCAGAUCCUGAGCUUACUAUUUUUGACCAGUCAACUAAAACUCAAUACAAACUUGCAUCUGCCAAUGAGGGUGAUAAACAGCAGCUUCACUGGUUAUAUGAUGCAUGCAGCGGAAUUCCCCAGGUUAUGCUGCCACCAAUGUAUGGCAAUCCUCCAACCACAGUUCCAGUGGUUGGUCAUCAUACUUCAGCAGAAGCUGUGGGAUCGGCAAUGGCAAUAGGUGGUGGAUCCAUUCAGUCUACCACAGAGGACAAUCCACUACAUCCAAAUACUCAUCAGAGCUCUGAAGUAAUUAAUGCAAACGGCUGGGAAGACCCUGUGCGUGGUGAUAGCCACAACAGGUGGGGCGUGACUGUUGCAUCCACACAUUCAGAAGCACGCAGCAGUGGAUGGAUGGGCGAGGCACCAAAGGAAGACCACAAUGGAUGCGCUGUGCCUAAUAUGGGGCCAAGUGGCAGUCAAGAUCAUGUACAAACCCGUUAUGAUAUCCCCCCUGUUUCUGAAACUAGUGGUGGAAAUACUGCAUCAGUCCCAUCAGCUCCAUCAGCUCCACCAAUUCCUGAUGAGGAAUUGGAUGCUGGGCCUAUCCAUUAUCCAUCAUUUGAUUUUAGUCUACUGGACUUGUCCGUUCCAGCCAUAGAGCUUGGAGCUUCUGUAACAAGUGAUGUGAACAAGGGAGGUACUUCUUCUUCAUGUAUAAUAUGUUGGGAAGCUCCUGUUGAAGGUGCUUGCAUUCCUUGCGGUCACAUGGCUGGUUGUAUGACUUGUUUGAGUGAGAUCAAAGCUAAGAAAGGUGUUUGCCCGAUUUGCCGAUCCAAUAUAAACCAGGUUACAAGGCUUUAUGCUGUCUGAAAAGUGGACCUGAGUAAAAAGGAUCUGGCAUUGAUUUGUAAAAAUGUUUGGUUUGAUCUUUACAUCUCUGAUGUGUGAGCUUGUUCUAAAUAUUAAUUACAUUUAGACUAAAGGUGCAACUCAAAGAUGCAACAAGGCACUUCUUGCUAAUUGACAGUAACCUAAGUGCAGCAUGGACUAUGAAUAUCGAACUCUGCUUUGUGAGGUUUCCCUAUGGAUUAUCUUUUGGCUACCCAACACAAGAAGUACACCGUGACAAGAAAUCCAAUGCUAUCCGUGGCAUCAAGGAGACCAUCAUAUGUCACCUCACCUUGGAACUGAAGGGCAUGGACGCUUAAUCCCUACUUAAUUCACAGGUUGGUUUUUUUGCAUAUUAGUCGUUAUUUGUUUGGUAACUGAACAUUCGUUGUAAAUAAAGAAUCGUGUUGUAAAUGUUCUAUGGAAAGUAUACCAAAUGAUGGAUCCAUAUUUUGUUUCUUCCA
Messenger RNA from Populus trichocarpa (black cottonwood), 3027 nucleotides. RefSeq names its product putative E3 ubiquitin-protein ligase XBAT34. NCBI's taxonomy places the organism in Eukaryota, Viridiplantae, Streptophyta, Magnoliopsida, Malpighiales, Salicaceae. The record is from RefSeq and is a predicted model, not a curated record. Bases 1046 to 2545 code for a protein of 499 amino acids. The transcript is spliced from 9 exons. Gene Ontology annotation, molecular function: protein binding.